Molecule: messenger RNA, 849 nt
Organism: Paraglomus occultum
Lineage: Eukaryota; Fungi; Glomeromycota; Glomeromycetes; Paraglomerales; Paraglomeraceae
Source: the annotation of a GenBank genome assembly
AUGCUAGCAAACAUGAAAAAAUUGUGCUUUAUCCUCGUUUUAUCUCUGACAACCAUACACGUCAAGAGUUUACCAGCAGAUCUAAUGGGCAUUUUCGCAGUAUCUGAUGGUAACGCCCCAACCAGGUCGAGGCCUAUUGCCGUCGAAUCGUCCCAGACCACCGCUGGCGUUGGUCCUACGUUUAAUUCAAAUGCUUUCAUUAGCAAAGUUCGAUCUAUUGCUAUUUUCACCGAAACAAGUGGAUCAAGUGAAGCAAAAGAACCAACCAAUUAUAAUAUCGCACUCACCGUAACAAAGUAUUCAAAUAAAGCAACAGCAUUAAUUAAUAUACCUACACGCACCAGAUCAAGCAAUUCAAGUAAAACAACAGCACCAACACCCACCGAAACAAGUCAUUCAAAUGAAGCAAUAGCAUUAACUAAUCUUAAAUCAUGCGAAACAACCAAGACAAGUGAAGCAACAACAUCAACUGAUAUCAUUACACCCACAGAAUUAAUAGUACCAACUGAUAUUACAUCCACCUAUUCAAUAGCACCAGCCGAUAUCACAUACCACCGUCUUUCUACGCCAACGUUUACUACGACCACACCAACAAUAAUUGUUUCCAAUAGCCCUACUCUAAUACCGACGGUUGCCGAAUCGAAUAGUGCGAUGAGAACUAAUUCAAAUAACCCUUUCCUUAUGCCGACAAGUAACGCGGCCAAGCCAACAGCAACUACUUUUAAUAACUUUUCUACGGUUACCGAGUGGAUUAGUACCGGUAAGACGUUUACUACGAGCAAACCAUUAACAAGUAUUAUCUCAUCACCCACUUUGGUUGUAUCUAGUGGUAAGUCACAGUCACAUUGA